Diuraphis noxia (Russian wheat aphid) is the source of this 1719-nucleotide messenger RNA. RefSeq names its product protein IWS1 homolog. The record is from RefSeq and is a predicted model, not a curated record. Gene Ontology annotation, cellular component: nucleus. Lineage: Eukaryota; Metazoa; Arthropoda; Insecta; Hemiptera; Aphididae. Gene Ontology annotation, biological process: poly(A)+ mRNA export from nucleus.
AUGAGCUAUUAUAAUGCUUUAAAUUCUUCUGAAGUAUCUAUUUCGUCUACUGAUGAUAACAGUGUUAAUAUAUCAAAUAAUGUGAAGACAAUUGAGCGUAAAUCCAGAUCCAUAUCUCAGUCUUCUAAUGACUCAUCAUCUUCUCAGUCAGGUUCUUCUUCACAUUCAGUUUCUGGUUCUGGUAUUAGGGAUAGAUCUAAAUCUCGAUCAAGAGAUAUGUUACAUACUCAAUCAAGAUCAAAGUCUCCUUCAAGAUCUAAAUCUAGAUCAUCUUCAGUAUCAUCAGCGGAUUCUCAUUCUUCUUUCAAAAAAAGUAAAAUAAAACGUAAAAUUGUAUCUGAUUCUGAAGAUGACGACUUGCCAACUAAAAAUGAGGACAAUUCUGAUGAUGACCAAGAACCAGAGGUUAAUAUAACUAAGAAAAAAACAUUUAAAAAGGUUAAAAUUAUGUCAGAUUCAGAAUCUGAAGAAGAUGACGAUGUUAAAGAUAUACCUGUAACGAGUCCGAUUGUUCGUAAGGAGCACGCUAUAUCUGAUGAUGAAAAUACAGAAAAGGUAUUGGAUGUAGCUGAAGUGUUGCCAGAAUUAUCAGAUGAUUCCGAUAAAGAAGAUGAUCCAAUUGCAGAAAUUGGAACAAGUGCUAGCAAAAGUAAUGCCAACAAUGAAAACGUUGAUGACCCCGAUGAUCCUGAAAAACCUGAUAACCAGAAUAGUGAUAACCAUCCGGCAUCAGAUUUUGAGAUUAUGAUGAUGAGAAAAAAAGAAGAACAAUCAAUGAAACGCCGUAGAAAGGAUAUAGAUAUUAUUAAUGACAAUGAUGAUAUUAUUGCUGGAUUGAUUGGAGAUAUGAAACAUGCAGCAGAAUGUGAUCGACAAUUAAACAAAGAAGGAAAACCUGCAAUUAACAAAAUAACCAUGCUUCCAAAAUGUCUAUCACAACUAAAGAAACACAAUUUGAUGUUGGCCUUUAUUGAGCAUAAUGUAUUAAAUGUUUUCACUGAUUGGUUAGCACCUAUGCCAGACAGAAGUUUGCCUUCAUUGCAAGUCCGCGAGUCAUUGAUUAAACUUUUAGCUGAUUAUCCUCCAAUUGAACAAUCUACUCUCAAGUAUUCCGGAAUUGGUAAAGCUGUCAUGUAUUUGUAUAGACACCCCAAAGAAACUAAAGAAAAUCGAGAACGUGCUGGUCGUCUUAUAAAUGAAUGGGCUCGUCCAAUUUUCAAUUUAUCAACAGACUUUAAAGCAAUGUCCAAAGAAGAAAGAGAAGAACGAGAUCUGGAACAAAUGCCUAGGCGGAAGCGUUCAAGUAUUGAUGAUAACAAACCCGAUGACGAUGAUGAUGAUGAUGAUGACGGUCCAAGAACAUUAAAACCAGGAGACAAAGGUUGGAUAGCCAGAGCCCGUGUACCUACUCCCUCUAAUAAGGAUUAUGUGGUUAGACCAAAGUCAAUGACAGAUGCUGAUAUUUCAAAGGCUGUAAAGCGACCAAUGAACCGUUUUGAAAAACACUUAAAGAACUAUAUGGAUAGCAAGAGAAAUAACCAAUCGAAGCGUGCAGUUYCGAUAUCAAUAGAAGGGAGAAAAAUGGGGUUGUAAAUAUUUUUUUWAAAUUUAACUAUGCUGAUUUUUAGAUCAUUGUAAAAACCGUGUUAUAAUUAGAAUAUUUUCAUUGAUUUAGUACUUAAUACAAUAAGUUUUAUCAACCAUAAAACAAAUAUUACU